ACAAACAAACGCCACCGACGCCAUAUUUUCCUCCCAUGUUGGCGUCUCGUUCAUUUAUUUAAGGUUUUUCUCCCCCUGUGAGUAUCACAACCACUUCCAGUCUCUGUUAAUGUCAAAAUUAACAUUUUGAACUUCCCUCCCACGUCCCUCAUCAACUGAUUUUAUCCCAAAACUCCGGGAGAGAGAAAACUUCAAGAAUUAUUUUUGUUUGUGAAGUCCUAGAAAGGGUGAGGUAAGCCCAAGGAAGACCAUGACAGCUGAUAUCAAUAGCUCCAAUAUAAGACCUAGGCCUGGUCCAGAUGCUUUUGCUCCUGGCCUUAGGAUGGCCCUGCCAACAAACUACCGGCAAGUAGCCAUGAUGGGCCCCUCCCCAACACCAGGCCCCACACAUGUUUACAUGCCCGCGUCACCACUGAUGAGCAACAUACUAAAAGCCACCACGACCUCAUCCUCCUCCACCUCUUCUGGAAAUGGAGGCUCAGGGAGUUCGAAAGACCGGCUGGCACGUACUCCCAGCACCCCUUCGUCCUCCUCCAAAGGGGUUGGGGAGGCAAACGUUCCCAGUCCAUUCACACCUCCAGUGCACGGCAACCCGGCCUUCAACCCACAGAAGAUGGGGUCGGGGAAGGGAGGGGUGAGUAAGCAAAGUGGGGAAGGACGAAUCCCAAAACCUCCAAAAGCACCCGACAAGCCAUUAAUGCCGUACAUGAGGUAUUCCCGUAAGGUUUGGGAUCAAGUGAAAGCAGCAAACAAUGAUCUCAAAUUGUGGGAAAUUGGCAAAAUAAUUGGGUCUAUGUGGCGAGAUCUACCUGAAGCGGACAAGCAGGAUUUUGUUGAUGAGUACGAGUCGGAGAAGGCGGAUUACACUAAGGCUCUUGAGGCGUAUCACAGUUCACCCGCUUAUCAGCAGUACCUGGCAGCCAAGUCUAAAGGGUUUCUCCCCCUAGCAGGAACUGUAGCCACCGAAGAGAAGGAAAUACUUGACCGAUCAUCUAGUACCACGACACCGGGGACGAAGCUUGAUCGCCGUAUUGAUAUCCAGCCAGCUGAGGAUGAAGACGACUACGAUGAUGGACUAAGUGUGAAGCAUGUGGCACAUGCACGAUAUGUACGCAAUCAUCGCCUCAUCAAUGAAAUAUUUUCUGACACUGUUGUCCCUGAUGUGAGGUCGGUGGUCACAAGCCAACGUCUGACAGUAUUAAGACGACAAGUUCAGUCUUUGACUAUGCACCAGAAAAAACUGGAGACAGAGUUGCAACAAAUUGAAGAAAAAUUUGAAGCAAAGAAGCAAAAGUUUAUGGAAGCAGGCGACAGUUUUCAGGGGGAACUAAAGAAGGUCAAGGCUAUGGCCCCAAAGCUAGAUGAAACAUCUUUUGCUGCCAUGGUAGAACGACAGAAGGAAAUACUACGACGAGAGGCUGAGGAACGGCAGCGCAGUGCACAAGGAUUACCUCCAAGACCUUCGUCAACUUGCUCUUCCCAAGCAGCAACACCUAGUAGCCAAUCUACAAGAGAAGAUGGCAACGAAGCUGCUGGCCCUGCGCCCCAGAACACAGCCACGCCAGUGGAUGCUGCACCGUCUCCUGCGCCAAUGCAGGAAAACGACAUGGGUGGAGAUGACGAUAGCAAGAUGGAAGCUUCCACUGGUGCGACGUCAGCUGCUACAACAUCUGCACCAAAUGUUCCGGUUCCUAGCAGUAACACUCCUAUUGCUCCUGCUGUCAAUGGCCCGACCUCUACUGCCCCAUCCAAUGUCCAACCAACAGUUAGUGGUGCCCCAGCCCAACUGCCCUCAACCCACAAUACCUCAAUACACCCACCUACACAGAUAGCACAAGCAGGUAGUACUCAUGGCAGCUUGAUCCCUCCACUUCAUUUAAGUCAUGCCCAGAUGACACCAACCAAUGUUAUUCCUCCAAACAUGAUUCCUGUCCAUGCAUCUCAGAUAGGUCCAGUCCAUGUUGGCCCUCCCCAAAUGCCCCCAACUAAUGCUCCUGCUGGUAACAUGGUGCCUUCACACCACCCGCAGAUGGGUUCAGUUCAUGCUGGUCCUCCACAAAUGGUCCAAAGCAAUGCAGCCCCAGGAAACAUGAUCCCUUCUCACCAAGUUCAUAUUCCCACAAUUCAUGGCCCUCCGCAAAUGGGUGUAGCUAGUGCCGCACCUGGUAACAUGAUGCCGCCCCAUCCUGCCCCAUCCCAUACCGCACCUGCACCUCAGCCAUCUGCCCCUCCUCCUUAAUGUUUACGUGUGACAUUGAAGUCCAUGCUUGAGUGCCCAUGAAAUUGCAUACUUGGCUUGUCAUUUGCAACAGUAAAAUCCACUAAUGUUGCAGGAAGAAAUUACAUUUAAUGAAAUAAACUGUCAUUUGUAACAUACUAAGAAAACCCCACAAUAUAAAGAGCACAAAGAAACCCAGUGUGUUUUUAACAUAUGGUCAGAAUGCUACGGUUUUGUUUAUUUGAGAGUGGGUUUUUUGUAUUACAGUGGUUGCACUCAGCAAUGUUCAUGGAACUGAGGCUAUAGUGCAUGCAUUGUAUUGAUUUUGAAUACUUUUGUUUAGUCUUUCUGUACUUCAAACGUACAGCAUGGGAUCAGUGGUGUUAAUGUGUAGUUCACACACAGAAGGUUGUAGAAACUGGGGGAGCUUUAUUUUUAAGGGGAUAUACACAUUUCUUCCUAUUUAAACAGGAUAUGCAAAUUUUAACUUAAAAUAUAUUUCUAAGGUCAUACUGUGUAGCUGAGGACUUUAUCUCCAUUACCAGUAGUCACAUUUUCUGCUAAAAUAUAUUUCAAGCAUACAAAAUUUUGAGCAUAAAUUUUUAUUGGGCAUUCCCCAUUAUUGUGAAGAGAACAUCGUGUUAAAUAUCAGUUUUAAUUUCAGGAUGUUACAAAUUCCCCUGUAUAAACAUUUUUUAAUUGUCACUAUAUUUUAUUGUAUCUGUCUAGUUAAGGCAUGCAGUUAAAAAGUAAACAACAGACAACCCAACACACUCAAAUGAUAUGAAAGUGACAACGCUUUAGUCUGUCCUGGACCCCUUUAGGGGUCCGUUCAAAACGUCGUCAUUUCCAUUUAACUUCAGGUGUGGGUUGGGUUAUUUGUUUCAGCCACGUUAUUGUGACUAAUUCUCUUCACGUGAAGAACAGAAUGAAGCUCAUGUUUAAAUCUAAUGUUAAAAGUUUAAUGAACAUUGAUGGUCAGUUACAAUAAUGUUGGAUUAUAUUUACCGUAAUUUAAUUUACAAUAAGGAAGACCUAAGACUUAAGUUAAAAAUUGUGACAGUAUAAAUGCAUUUAAAUAAAAAAGUUAAGUA
Procambarus clarkii (red swamp crayfish) is the source of this 3312-nucleotide messenger RNA. RefSeq names its product Brahma associated protein 111kD (gene Bap111). Gene Ontology annotation, molecular function: nuclear receptor binding; nucleosomal DNA binding. NCBI's taxonomy places the organism in Eukaryota, Metazoa, Arthropoda, Malacostraca, Decapoda, Cambaridae. Gene Ontology annotation, cellular component: SWI/SNF complex. Gene Ontology annotation, biological process: negative regulation of DNA-templated transcription. The record is from RefSeq and is a predicted model, not a curated record.